Molecule: messenger RNA, 1558 nt
Organism: Folsomia candida
Lineage: Eukaryota; Metazoa; Arthropoda; Collembola; Entomobryomorpha; Isotomidae
Exons: 7
Coding region: 22-1284 (420 amino acids)
Source: RefSeq, a predicted model, not a curated record
AUAAAAUUAAUAAAGGUAAACAUGGGGAUAUGUGUAAGCAAGUUGGUCCAACUAAUUUUUGGCUAUCCUUACCACGACCCAGUUUUCGACAAAGUUUUCGACAACGAAUUGUUGUUGCAAAACGUAUUUUCAUUCUGUAAUCUGAGCACGAUAAAAACGGUCCGUCGCGUCAACCAGAAGUGUCGCAGGGCCGCAGAGAAAAGAUUUGCGGAAAUUAGUCAGGUGGCCAUCAGCCUAGAGCCCAGUUCGGAAAGUCCGCAUGUGCAGUUAGGGAUGGAAAAAAUGCUGUACAAGCUGGAAUCGGCGGAUCAUAUCAAAAUCUUGAUGCACGAUUGGCUCGGAUCGUUCAGAAAUUUUAAAUUGGAAGCAUACAUCUCCGCGGCUGAAUUGAUCCCAGGAUGGAGCUGGACCUCUGUCACGCCAGAAGAUAUGGAACAAGCGUAUAACUGUUUGGAGCAAAUUUUGCGGAAUCUGUGGCGCACUAAUGGAUCACUAACUUAUUCCUUGACGAUGCUCAUGACUAUGGAUAAUGCCAACCUUCCAAGGGAUUUGUUAACUUCAAUUAUUGAAGCAUGUAAUUCAUUCCCACAUGUCGAAAUUGAACCAAAACAUUACGUAAUGCGAAAUACAAUCAAUCUCCCUAAGCUGCGGUGUACCACGUUACGACUUAGCCUGGAAAGUUUUGCAAAGGCUUUAUCAAAUUUUGAAAAUGUGAAAAAGCUCAUUAUUGAGGACGCAACAUACAUCAAGCUGAAUAAAGUUGUUCAAGCCAUUAUUGAAAACGGGGAAGAAUUCAGAAAUCUGGAAGAAAUUGAUGUAACCGUUAAGAUUAAUUUUGACGAAGUACACGCCAUUUCUGAACUGUCUCGAUUGAAACGAUUAACAAUUCGAAUGAUAACAGAUUUUGGAAGUGAGACAUUUAAUAUGUGCCAAAGUACAAUAUCCGCUUUGGAAGAAGCCCUUGCAAAACAUGCCCCAACCCUGGAGUUUCUUCAUUUGAAACUGAUGAGAGCGAAAGUUAUGUCGGGGUUGCGCAAAUUUGACUCAAAUUUAAAGUUCCCAAAAUUACGGGAACUUUACUACGACACAAGCUUGACCUUUGUUGGGAUUGGAGCUCAUGACGUUGACAUUUUUGAACUGAAUGGAGCAAUCGAGAGUGGGAAUUUAUGCACAAGGUUUCCUGCCCUGAAAAAGGUUGAAUUUAGUUGUCGACACGUCUUAUCCAAUCUUGAGGGCAUGCACGAUUUCAGAGCCUCGAUUAAAACAUGGUAUAAUGAGGCGUGAAAGAGGCUGUCAUCAAUUCGAGAAAGAUUUUACUGACAAAGAAAUCAAAGGGAUACUUUAUCAUAACAUUGGAUACUUUAACAUAAAUAUACCUAGAAUAUGUACAUAAAGUGUUACUGGUAUAAACUCGUAGGACGCAUUAACUUUGUAAAAUUUAAAUUGCAUUUUUAUGAAUAAAAUAAUGUGUCACACUUAGAAAUUUGACUUCCAUGUACCGAUAAGCUUUUGAAAACGCCAACACCAAGUACCCACACUGUUAAAAAUUUGGUAGAGU